Molecule: messenger RNA, 654 nt
Organism: Clonostachys rhizophaga
Lineage: Eukaryota; Fungi; Ascomycota; Sordariomycetes; Hypocreales; Bionectriaceae
Source: the annotation of a GenBank genome assembly
AUGGACGCCACCUCCAGGAACUCUUUCGAAAUCCUGGCUUGUCAGCCGGUCUGGACAGAGACUGAUGAACCUGAAUUCGACCACAGAAUGGUCAUCCUGCGCGAGGCACCGGACUUUCCUCUUGAUCUAAAGAGUGUAUUUAUCAAAGAACCAAAUCUCCUCACGUAUGGCCACUGUUCUUUCGCUACGCAACAGUCCUUCUACGAGCCGCAACUGCAGGAAGCCCGAGUGUACGAGCAGUUACGCCAGGCACCACAUCCUAAUAUCGGCGUCUACUAUGGGUGUGUGGUUAUUGAUGGUCGGAUCAAAGGACUAUGUCUAAGGCGAUAUAAACAAACGUUGGCGAUGUUGCUGAGGGAUCAAUCAUUAAAUUACAACGAAAAACAGGCCAUUAUGGAGGACAUAAAGAGGGGCGUUGCACAUCUGCAUUCUCUGAAUCUCGUCCACGGGGAUAUCAAUCUCUCCAAUAUCAUGCUCGAUGGUAAAGAUAGUGCUGUUCUUAUUGACUUUGACUCUUGUCGAUCUAAGGGCGAACCUAUGGGCCCUAAGGCUGGUACGAUGAAUUGGGGCGGCCUAUUUCCGGAUGUCGCUCAUAUUGAGCAUGAUCUGAAUGCACUCAAACUAAUCGAAGAGCGCUUGCUUGCAGAUUCUUAA